CAGGACGCAUGCGCAGUAGCUGCUUGUUACCACGUGUGGAGAGCUAUGCCCAAGCAGCGCAGUUCUCGGGGCUCGGCUCCCCGUCAUGUCGCUCUGGCUGACCAGAUCCUACAAGAUGGGGCGGUCAGAGUCACCAAUAGAAGCAAGAAAAGAGGGCAGGGGGACGAGGACUUGCAGGAGGAGAGCUAUGUGGAUGAGAAGCUGUCACGUAAGAUCCUGGAGCAGGCCCGGCUACAGCAGGAGGAACUGGAGGCCGAACAUGGACCGGGAAGUCAGGUCACCAAGCAGAAGACAACUGUCCUCGAUUAUAAAAGCAAAGCUGAAAAUUCAGACUCGGAGGAUGAAGAAUGGCCCACCUUGGAGAAGGCUGCGUCUAUGGAUGCAGCAGCCUACAAUGAACAUGUGGAGGUGAACCCUGAAGAUGAGAAGGCAAUUACAAUGUUCAUGAAUAAAAACCCUCCAGUGAGACGGACGCUUGCUGACAUAAUCAUGGAUAAAAUAACGGAGAAGCAAACAGAGGUGGAAACAGUGAUGUCAGAGGUUUCUGGAAGACCAAUGCCACAGUUGGACCCUCGAGUGCUAGAAGUGUAUAAAGGAGUAAAGGAGGUUCUUUCAACCUAUCGUAGUGGCAAGCUCCCUAAAGCCUUCAAAAUAGUUCCUGCCCUAGCAAAUUGGGAACAGAUCCUGUACAUUACAGAGCCUGAGACCUGGACUGCUGCAGCAAUGUAUCAGGCCACACGCAUCUUCUCAUCUAACUUGACGGAACGUAUGGCACAACGCUUCUACAACCUUGUUCUCCUUCCACGUGUGCGAGAUGACAUUGCUGAAUACAAGCGCCUCAAUUUCCAUCUUUACAUGGCCCUGAAAAAAGCAUUGUUUAAGCCUGGUGCCUGGUUUAAAGGAAUCCUUAUACCUCUCUGUGAGUCUGGGACAUGCACCUUGAGAGAAGCUGUGAUUAUUGGAAGUAUUCUAACAAAAUGCUCCAUCCCUGUACUUCACUCCAGUGCUGCAAUGCUGAAGAUAGCAGAGAUGGAAUAUAAUGGAGCUAACAGUAUUUUCUUGAGACUGUUGAUUGAUAAGAAGUAUGCUCUUCCUUUUCGAGUGCUUGAUGCCCUUGUGUUCCACUUCCUGGCCUUCCGCUCAGACCGGAGAGAGCUCCCUGUUUUGUGGCAUCAAAGUCUACUCACACUUUGUCAGAGGUACAAGGAGGAUAUGUCAUCAGAACAAAAGGAGGCUUUACAUGAACUAUUGCGAAUCCAAAAUCACCCUCAAAUAUCAAAUGAAAUUCGUCGUGAACUGUUAAACUCUAAAUCCAGAGAUGUAGAGACCACAACACCCAUGGGUAUGGACUGA
Messenger RNA from Staurois parvus, 1353 nucleotides. Lineage: Eukaryota; Metazoa; Chordata; Amphibia; Anura; Ranidae. The record is from the annotation of a GenBank genome assembly.